Dipodomys ordii (Ord's kangaroo rat) is the source of this 1834-nucleotide messenger RNA. It is a transcript of the gene Lancl2, whose product is annotated as LanC lantibiotic synthetase component C-like 2 (bacterial). The transcript is spliced from 12 exons. Lineage: Eukaryota; Metazoa; Chordata; Mammalia; Rodentia; Heteromyidae. Bases 56 to 1834 code for a protein of 592 amino acids. Gene Ontology annotation, cellular component: plasma membrane. The record is from RefSeq and is a predicted model, not a curated record. Gene Ontology annotation, biological process: carbohydrate metabolic process; peptide modification.
UUGUCCCGGCUCGAGCGCCGUCCCGCCCGGCGCCGGGAGAGCGCGCGCGGCGGACAUGGGCGAGACCAUGUCCAAGAGGCUGAAACUGCACUUGGGAGGGGAGGCAGAGAUGGAGGAGCGAGCGUUCCCCAAUCCCUUCCCGGACUACGAGGCCGCCGCCGCCGCCUCCGGGUUCCUCACCGGAGCGGUGGAAGAGACCGGCUGCGCCCGCCUCGCGCCCCCUACGGAUGAAAGCGGCCUUCCUUUCCACCAGGACGGGAAGCUUAUUCAUAGCUUCGUAAGGAGGAUCCAGACCAAAAUCAAAGAUCUUCUACAGCAAAUGGAAGAAGGACUCAAGACAGCUGACCCUCAUGAUUGCUCUGCUUACACUGGCUGGACAGGCAUAGCCCUUUUGUACCUGCAGCUAUACCGGGUCACUUGUGACCAGACCUACCUACUCCGAUCUCUGGAUUAUGUAAAGAGGACACUUCGGAAUCUGAAUGGUCGAAGAGUCACUUUCCUAUGUGGAGAUGCUGGUCCCCUUGCUGUGGGAGCUGUGAUUUAUCAUAAACUCAAAAGUGAGAGUGAGUCUCGGGAGUGCAUCACAAAACUUUUGCAGCUUCACAGAACAGUUAUCUGCCAAGAGUCAGAGCUUCCUGAUGAACUGCUUUAUGGACGGGCAGGUUAUCUAUAUGCCUUAUUGUACCUGAACACAGAGAUCGGCCCAGGAACUGUGUGUGAAUCUGCUAUUAAGGAGGUAGUCAGUGCUAUUAUUGAAUCAGGUAAGACUUUGUCAAGGGAUGAAAGAAAAGCUGAGCGCUGCCCCCUCUUGUAUCAGUGGCAUAGAAAGCAGUAUGUUGGAGCAGCCCAUGGCAUGGCUGGAAUCUACUAUAUGUUAAUGCAGCCAGCAGCAAAUGUAGACCAAGAAACCUUGACAGAAAUGGUGAAACCUAGUAUUGAUUAUGUGCGCCACAAAAAAUUUCGAUCUGGGAAUUAUCCAUCAUCAUUAAGUAAUGAAACAGAUAGGUUGGUUCAUUGGUGCCAUGGUGCCUCCGGUGUCAUCCACAUGCUCAUGCAGGCAUAUAAGGUGUUUAAGGAUGAAAAAUACUUGAAAGACGCUGUGGAGUGUAGUGAUGUGAUUUGGCAGCGAGGUCUGCUCCGGAAAGGCUAUGGGAUCUGCCAUGGGACUGCUGGAAAUGGGUACUCCUUUCUCUCCCUUUACCAUCUCACACAGGAUAAAAAGUACCUCUAUCGAGCUUGCAAGUUUGCAGAAUGGUGUCUUGAUUAUGGAGCACAUGGGUGCCGUAUUCCUGACAGACCUUAUUCCCUCUUCGAAGGUAGGCAUGGGAAAUGUGCAUGGAUUUAUACAUUUGGGCAUGUGCAAUGGGUCAUCCUGUCUCUGAGGACAAACACCAGUCCAUUUGAUCUUUUUUGUAUAAAAAAUAAAGCCAUCAGUGUGGUUUUGAAUGAAGUCCUUAAGGUGCGCAGCGCGUCCCCACCUGAAGCCAUCGAAGACCGCCCUGGCCCUCGUGUGAACCCUUCAGGGGCCUCUGGUUCUAGAAAAGGGCAUUAUGGCACCAUUGGAGCCUACAGUUCAUCUCCAAAUAGCCCAGGGGUGCAGCCCCCGCUGCAGGUUAAGAAGGACUUCACACAGGAGCUGGAACUGCCCAAAGAAGUGGGUGGGACCAACUGGAGUCCCAAAGGAGAUAUGAACAUUUGGGAAAGGUCCCCAGAGGCAGAAUUUUCACCAGCAGUGCCUGUGUUCUUGGUGCUUCGGGAAGAAGAAUUGGCUAGGUCAGCUGACAGGCACCCUGUGGGCUCCUCCUCGCUGCCCAGCUGCUUGUUCAUAGGCUAA